Messenger RNA from Conger conger (European conger), 4572 nucleotides. RefSeq names its product nexilin-like. Gene Ontology annotation, molecular function: cell-cell adhesion mediator activity. Gene Ontology annotation, cellular component: axon; plasma membrane. Gene Ontology annotation, biological process: dendrite self-avoidance; homophilic cell-cell adhesion; axon guidance. NCBI's taxonomy places the organism in Eukaryota, Metazoa, Chordata, Actinopteri, Anguilliformes, Congridae. The coding region runs from base 404 to 2674 and encodes 756 amino acids. The record is from RefSeq and is a predicted model, not a curated record. The transcript is spliced from 13 exons.
AACGUGAGCACUUGUGUCGGGUCUCGUGGACGUUUUUAUGGCUUCAGUGGGGGCAGAGGAGUCGGGACAGACAGGAAAAGCUCGCGUGCGUGUGUGUGUGUGUUGGAACAGCUGAGACAGGAGCUGGAAUGCGGUAGAUAGGGAGCGCAGUGGGACAUUUAUGGAAACCCCGUCCGAGGAGAUGCGAUUCUCUCUCAGGACAUUAAGCGCAUGUACAGAGAAGGGAGUGCACGCGUCUGCGAGUUUCAGUCACCCUCGGAUUAGCGUCUAUUUAGUUUCACUGGAUUGUACUACUUAACCGAGGAUUUUAUUUUAAAAGUUGGGAGAUAGAGCAAACUGAAGGUUCCCUCCAAGGUGAAGCUCACAGACAGAUCCCAGGGCCAAGUUUCAGAGAGGAGUAACUAUGGCUGACGUGGCAGAAAAGCAAGAGAUCCUUCUUUCCGCUUCCAAGCCGGUGGCGAGGAGCUACGUGCCCAAGCUCGGCAACGGGGACGUCAAUAAUAAAUUCGAAGCCAUGCAGAAGGCCAGGGAGGAGCGUAGUAAGAGGCGGAGUCAAGAGGAGCAUCAGAGGAGGAAGGAACAGUACGUUAGAGAGAGAGAGCGGAACCGGAAGAAACAGCAGAUAAAGGAACUCCUUGACUCAAGUGAUGAAGAAGACGAAAAAAAAACCAAGCCCGAAAAACUGUACGUCCCCAAGAUUACAGGCAGCGUGAAGGGAAAAUUUGCCGAGAUGGAGAAACAACGGCAAGAGGUGGAGCGGAAGAGAACUGAGGAGGAGCGGAAGAGGCGCCUCACCCAAGACGCUCUGGAGAAGACCAAGAUCCAAAGGGAGCUGGCAAAGAAGGCGGGACAGGAUGGAGACGAUGGCCUACUUAUGGAAGUGGCACCUGCGAAGCCAUCCACAGCUCCGGGUAAGAUCAAGAUUAACUUUGAGGACCUGGGCAAGGCCCGGGAGGACGAGGAGAGGAAGAGAACGGUGGAGGAGAAGCAACAGCGUUACGAGGAACACAAGCGCUCCCUCAGAGAAGCAAAGCGCUGCUCCAUGAUUUCACUGGACGAUGAGGAGCCCCAGCAGAAGGAGAAGGAGCAGGUGACGCCAGGGAAGCUGAAGCUGACAUUCGAGGAGCUGGAGAAGCAACGGCAGGAGCAGCAGAGACAGCAGGCCGAGGAGGAGGCCCGCCAACGGCUCGAGGAGGAGAAGAGAGCCUUUGAGGAGGCCAGGCUGGAGAUGGGGGCCUUGGACGAUGACGAAGAAGACGCCUCGCCCGCAAAGGAAGAGGUCAGACCCGGGAAGCUAAAGCUGAGCUUUGAGGAGCUGGAGAGGCAGAGGUUAGAAGGGGAACGCAAGAGGGUGGAGCAGGAGGCCAGGAGGCGCAUCGCAGAAGAGAGGAGAGCAUUCGCCAAGGCCAAGAAAGGCGUAGCCAGCAACGGGCUUCCAGGCAGCCAGAACCAGGCGGGGAGGUCCGGGGAAUCGGAGGGCGACGGCUCGGAGAACCAGCACGAUGCCCCGUUGCAGAUAGUGGACGAGGACGAGGACAUCCUGGCGACCACGAUGAGCGCGGAGAGCGACCGGCCGGGGAAGCUGAGCGUCAGCUUUGAGGAGAUGGAGCGGCAGAGACAGGCGGAAGAGCAACGGGCGGUGGAAGAGGAGGCAAAGCAGCGUCUGGAGGAAGAGAAGAGGCUGUUUGCCGAAGCACGAAAGAGCAUGGUCAACGAGGAGGAGGAGGAGCUGGCGGCGUGUGAUUCGCUGGAGGCACUGGCCCCCGGGAAGUUGGAAAUCAACUUCGAGGAGCUGCUCAAACAGCGGGAGGAGGCGGAAAGGAGACGCACGGAGGAGGAGCGCCGGCAGAAGAUGGAACAGGAGAAGCAGGAGUUCGAGCAGCAGCGACAAGAGAUGGGAGUGGAUGAAAUCAACGAAAGCUCUAAAGCGGUGAGUACGGAGUACAAGGAACUGAACAAGCUGAAGAGGACCGGCUCCAUACAAGCGAAGAACCUGAAAUCGAAGUUUGAGAACAUUUCACAACUCACCGAAGAAGAGAUAUCGAAGAAAGUUGAAGAGGAGAGGGCGCGGAGAAAGGCCAUGGACCUCGAGAUCAAAGAACGGGAAGCGGAGAGAUUCCAGGAGGAUGAGGAGGAGGGCGGGAAGGAGGCGAGAUCUGAGGAAGCUUCGUCUACGCAGAAGGUGGACAUGCGGGCGCGUUUUGAACAGAUGGCGAAGGCCAGACUGGAGGAGGAGAGGAAGAGGAUAGAGGAGCAGAAAAUGCUGAGGAUGCAGUUUGAACAGCAAGAAAUCGACGCAGCGCUGCAAAAAAAAAUGGAAGACGAAGGAGGAAGCGUCAUCAGCGACUCCAUGGUUUACGAAGACGACCACGAAGGAUCCGGGGCUCCGUCGUUUAAGAAGGCCCUCAAGAACCAGUCCGUCGUCGACUCGGAACCCGUGCGGUUCACCGUCAAAAUCAUGGCAGAGCCCAAGCCAGAAGUGACCUGGUGGUUUGAGGGUGAAAUGCUUGAAGACUGCGAGGACUACCAGUACAUUGAGAGGGGAGAGACAUACUGCCUUUACCUGCCAGAGACCUUUCCGGAAGACGAGGGGGAGUACAUGUGCAAGGCUGUCAACAGCAGAGGCACGGCGGCCAGUACCUGCCUUCUUAAAGUAGAAACUGACGACUACUGAUGGCCUUCACUGGAACUUUCCCUGUCCCUCCCUCCUGUCUUUUCCUCUCCCGUCUCCAUUUCUCAUGGUGCGGCAAGAAGAACCACACAAUUUUAGCACAAUUUCAUCCAGCGGAUAAACAUAUUCAGGAUAAAAAUACAUUGUUUACAGAUUGGUUGUAAUCAAGAGCUCCACUAGCCAGUCCAAAAGUGGUGAAUGCUCAGACAUACUAAGUGCCAAGCCCAAUCGACUAAUCUUAAUUGUUUUCAAAAUGAUAUCUGAUACUGUCAUUAUGAUCACUCGACCCAAUGAGAAUUUUACUUUUUGCUUUUACCAUUCCCUAUUUUUCCCCUGCAUUUUCUGUUUGUUGCUUUAGAUACCUUCCUUCAAUCUACUGCCUUUAGAAUGUAUUUCAAUAAAAUAACUUUCUUGGAAUCCGUUGCCUUUAUUCCAUUAGCCUUGUAUGACUUGUAUUUAACAAAUGAGCUUGUAAUCAGCAUUAAAGGACCUGGACAAAACCAAUAAAUGCAACCGAACACUUCUGUGGAAGAAUUGUAGCCCACUUUAGCCCAAAAUUGCUUUCAUUCAGACCAAUAGGUAGGCUUUCAAGCGCGAGCUGGUCGUUUCAGGUCCUGCCACAACACUCUGUUGUGUUGAAGUCAGGAAUUUGACCAGGCCACUCCAAUACCCGGUCCCAAUUCUCCCCAAUGUAUUAACACUCAGUUUUGAAUGUUUGAGAGAGCGACCGCCUUGAUGGUCCCAAUACUGAGCGAGCCAAAUUUCAGUGAGGGGGGGGUAGUCCCAGUUUAUCCCUCCGACUCUCCCUCAACAAUGAGGAAACUAAAGUGCUGGCCCAGCAGGCAUUGUGUUGCUUAAUGCUGUUACAAGAGUCGUUUAACCACAUUAAAAUGUAAUGUGACUGCAAUGUCAUACCUUUUCAAAGGACAAUCAUCAUGGCCGUCGCAGUAUGGUUAGCAAACCAGACUCGUCUCAAGUGAUGCUCAUUUCAUCGAUUAAAGUGUACCGACGACAAUCUGUAUGGUAUUCAUUUGGAGUGUAAAUGUGUGACUGUUCAAAGCAGCUGUUUAAUGACAUUUUGAGUGUUGGUGAUUUAAUUCAUUCUUUGUAAAUUCUGAUUUUGGUCGUCAGAGCAGACAAAGUGCAUCCCACACCUGCUUUUUUUUUUUUUUUUUUUUUUUAAAUGCUCCUCAUCACCUCAAUGUUUGUCCUGACGAGCGGGUUGGUGCCUUGCAUGGCAGCCAAUCACCGUUGGCGGGCCAGGGUAUGUGUGAAUGGGUGAAUGAGAAGCAUCAAUUGUACAGUGCUUUGGAUACAGGCGCUACAUAAAUGCCAGCCAUUUACCAUUCAUUUUUGCAACCUUUUGCAAUCUUUUUGGCAGCGGCAUUAACCUUCUCGCUCUCGCAUGAAACCCCAUUUUUACCCAGUUUCUGACUUAUUGUGGAGUUCUGAACACUAACCAUAGCUAGAGGCUAGAGGCCUGCAGGUCCUUGGAUGUUCUUCUGGGAUCUUUUGCGACUGCCUGGAUGAGCAGUGACCGAGCCUAUGGAGUAGCUUCAGCAAGCCGCCCACUCUCGGGUUAGAAUUAUUAGUGUUCACCUUAGGCUCUUACAACUUUUUUUCUUCACUACUUGAAAUUUCUGGAAGUACCUUUGAUCACCGCCGUAUGAUUAUAGAAACCGUGGUGACGACUUCACACUGAUGCUAGUGUUCAAGUGAGGUUGAGAAUCGACAGGAACGACUGGCUGCAAUCAAGAACUGCUGUGUUCAAUCAGCUGAAUCUAAUUGUCAAUAAAAAUGUGGUUAACUUGGUUGAGCAAUUAAGGGGCAAAUUUUCAAUUUUUUUUUUUUUUUUACAUUGGUGUUCUAAAACCUUCUCAUUAAAUAAACAAUUAAAUGGG